Galleria mellonella (greater wax moth) is the source of this 5977-nucleotide messenger RNA. RefSeq names its product ubiquitin-protein ligase E3C. The coding region runs from base 321 to 4028 and encodes 1235 amino acids. The record is from RefSeq and is a predicted model, not a curated record. Lineage: Eukaryota; Metazoa; Arthropoda; Insecta; Lepidoptera; Pyralidae. Gene Ontology annotation, molecular function: ubiquitin protein ligase activity; protein binding. The transcript has 20 exons. Gene Ontology annotation, biological process: protein polyubiquitination; ubiquitin-dependent protein catabolic process.
AACCUGUGGUGGUGGUCACUGAUCAGAAAAGAAAAAAAACAAAUCAUCCUUAUUUUAUGUCUCUUCAUUAUUAUUUUAAUUUGAGUAACAUUUCAGAACAAAAACAACAGAUAAAUAUUAAUUUGAUUAAGUAUUUACAUUGCUGAGCAAGUGCUUGUGUUACAUGUUAUCUAUUAGAAUAAUGAUUAAGUUUUAAUUUUAACAUCGAUAUUUGUGAUUUGAGAUGAGCGUAAUACUUGCAAAGAUAGACUUUCAGCUGAUUAUUGUUUACAUAUUAUUGUAAAACAUUUUGUGAAUUAGGAAUUGUUAAAUUUUGUGAUAUGUAUUCCUUUGAGGGUGACUUUAGGCGAAAACCCCAGCAGAAUCUGGCGGGCGCAAGUGCACAACGAAAAACUGAUAGAAAUGCACUAAUUCUCCAGUCGCAACAACAAAGACAAAAGCGAGAGGAACACAGAAAGCGUUUAAACAGCACUAUAAAGAUACAGGCUUACAUAAGGAGUUUCUUAAUACGAAAGCAUUGCAAGCAAGAUGCAAGAGAACAAUUUGACAAAUAUUUUUUGGGAGCUAAUCCUGAUGAUCAAGUACUUAUUUCAUCACUUGUUGCUAAAGUGUUAUUCUUUUAUGAUGAUAAACAGGAUUGUCAGAGAUUGGUGUCUAUAUCACAGUUAUUGUUGAAGCAAUGGAAAAAAGUAUUUCAAAGUGAAGGCUCCUGCAUACAAAUCAGAAGGUUGCUUGCAUUGCAUUUACGGUUACUGAAAGACAAUGCAGAGGUGUCUCUUGCGGUACCCCUCAGGAUGUUUGAAGUAUUCACCUCAGUGAACUCUGCAGAGACUUCAAUGAAUAGUGAAGAGUCACUGGGUGUUGUUGGAAAUACAUUCUUAUAUUUGAUCAGAAGAGGCUAUUUCAAGGAUUUGCGUGAGUUAAUGUGCCAGAGAACACCACCACUUUAUGGUCCUUCUCCAAAUCCACCCACACCCCUAUGUGGAGCUUUGCUGGAUUUGAUACAGAGACCUCUCAAUUUGACAAUGCACACUAACAUACCCGAAUAUGAUGACACAGUGAUGUCUGAGUUUGCUGCAGCAUUUCUAUGUAAUCCUUACCUGGAACCUAUAGAGAUGUAUUUAAUACCAUCACUCUCACAUGAUCUGACUAAGAAGUUUCCAUUCCUAUCACUCAUACAAUGUCUACGGGAUGACAGCAAAUUCAACAACAGGAUACUCGUGAAUGAUUCAUGGCUGUUGCAUUCUGUGCUGUCGUUGGAACCUCCUGAUUUCGCAAAUGAUAUACGUAAAUUGAAUAACACAAGACUGCCAAAUAAUCCUAUUAUAUUAGAAUACCUUAAAAUAAUAGCCAAGUUAACAAUAAACGUGUGCAAUAAACAGAUAACUUAUGAGUAUGAAGACUCAUUGUACAGUCAAGAGCCAGCAGCCGAGAAAGAUGAGGACAGUGACAGUGAUAGUGAACCAAACCCGACCUCUGUGAGGGAACAAUUGCUGCUCGCCCGCUGCAUAGAGUUGUUAAAUGAGCCAGACCACUGUGUGAUGGUCACUUGCACCCAGAUCACUGAUAGUGAUUUAAAUGAUGAAUUCCUAGACUGCAUGUCGCAGAUUUGUCACAAUCUGUUGCUGAGUCACAGGAUGGCCUUACAUAAAUACAGAUUGCUGUACACACUAGCUUUCAAGCCGACGUUCCUGCGCGAACUGUGGCACUGGCUGAGCGGCCUGAGCCACGAGUCUUCGUUCGGCGGGUCCGCCACGCCGCUGCUGUCGGCGUUAUCGCGCGGCUUGACCGCCCUCAGCUCGGUCGGCGCGCCGCCGACGGCGCCCUUCGCGACUGACGGCGCGGCGCUCGGCGUGCAGCGACUGCUUGCGCCACUGGCCGUCUUUUGUGCACUCUUCUCGCUCCUCAUCGGGACCCUACACGACACGGAGUUCUGUAGAGACCUCGAUGAUGACAAAAUGAUAACGACGCCGUCGGUGAGGUCGGCCGCUGAAAGCAUGGAGAGCGAGGAGGCGUGGGGCGCGGCGGUGGGCGGCGGCGGCGGCGGGGGCGGGGGCGGCCGCAUGCACGCGUUCUCGUUCGCGGAGCUGGGCGCGCUGUGCCGCACGCUGCGCCACGUGUGCCUGGGGCUCGUGGAGCUGGCCUGCCCCGACACGCGCCAGCCACGCGCGCCCGCCUGGUCGCACCUCUUCAAGGUGUGCACGCAUCUGUUGCGCGCGCUGUACGCCCGCGACGCGCGACUGCAGUUCUGCGGCGCGGAAGUGUGGGGCGCAGGCGGCGCGGGCGGCGUGAGCGGCGUGAGCGGCGCGGUCGGCGCGGGCCCGGAAGGCGUGGCGGGGCUGCUGGCGGCGGCAGGCCCGCUUACACGCUACUCGCUACGCCAGCCGCGCCGCCCACCACCGCCAGCCUCCGCCGCGCUUGCACUCUCACAAGAGGAGGGGCCUCCUUUAACAAUCAAAGAAUUAAGAACAGUGACAAUUUUACGGGAAAUACCAUUCGUGGUGCCAUUUUCUACACGAGUUUUAAUCUUUCAAGGACUAUUAAUUAGAGAAAAGCACGACCAUUGGUAUGAAUUGAACAAUUUCAAUGAAGGGCCCUCUAUAAAUAUCAGCGUGCGUCGCACACAUUUAUACGAAGAUGCAUUUGAUAAACUUAGCCCUAGUAACGAGCCAGAUUUGAAGCUGAGGCUUCGUGUGCAGUUAAUAAACCAAGCCGGCGCUGAAGAGGCGGGUGUUGACGGCGGUGGUCUCUUCAGGGAAUUCCUUUCAGAGUUGCUCAAAUCAGCUUUUGAUCCAAACAGAGGUCUGUUUCGGUUAACAAAGGAUAACAUGUUGUAUCCAAACCCUGGCGUGCAUUUACUUUACGAUGACUUCACGAUGCAUUAUUAUUUUGUUGGAAGGAUGCUUGGAAAGGCGCUGUACGAGAACCUGCUGGUGGAGCUGCCGCUGGCGGAGUUCUUCCUGAGCAAGCUGUGCUCGCGGCGCGAGCCGGACGUGCACGCGCUGGCGUCGCUGGACCCCGCGCUGUACCGCGGCCUGCUGCAGCUCAAGGCGCACCGCCGCCGCGACGUGCCCGACCUGGGGCUCGACUUCACCGUCGUCAGCGACGAGCUCGGCGAGCAACGGGUGAGACACUCUCCACCAUCUCCACCACCACCUCCACCGCCGUACGGUCUGUAUUCGUCGCUGGACCCCGCGCUGUACCGCGGCCUGCUGCAGCUCAAGGCGCACCGCCGCCGCGACGUGCCCGACCUGGGGCUCGACUUCACCGUCGUCAGCGACGAGCUCGGCGAGCAACGGGUGAGACACUCUCCACCAUCUCCACCACCACCUCCACCGCCGUACGGUCUGUAUUCGUCGCUGGACCCCGCGCUGUACCGCGGCCUGCUGCAGCUCAAGGCGCACCGCCGCCGCGACGUGCCCGACCUGGGGCUCGACUUCACCGUCGUCAGCGACGAGCUCGGCGAGCAACGGAUAGAAGAGUUGAAACCUGGCGGAGCAAAUAUUCCUGUAACGGCCGAAAAUAGGAUAGAAUAUAUACACCUAGUCGCUGAUUAUAAAUUAAACAGACAAAUCCGACCACAGUGCGUUGCGUUUAAGCGCGGGCUGACGUCUGUGGUGAACGCGGAGUGGCUGCGCAUGUUCUCGUGCGGCGAGCUGCAGCUGUUAGUGUCCGGCGCGGAGGUGCCCAUCGACUUGCACGAUCUGCGUGCGCACACGCUUUACACCGGUGGUUUCUCAGCGACUCAUCCGACCGUCCGGUGUUUUUGGAAGGUGGUGGAAAACUUCACGGACGACCAGAGGCGGCAGUUGUUAAAAUUCGUUACCAGUUGCUCUAGGCCGCCAUUGUUAGGUUUUAAGGACCUGCAGCCACCUUUCUGCAUCCAAUCAGCAGGCGCGUCGGACCGGCUACCGUCUUCCUCCACUUGUAUGAAUCUCCUCAAACUGCCAGAGAUUCAGUCCGAGGACUUACUCGCCGAAAAGCUGCUUUACGCCAUACAGGCAGGAGCUGGCUUCGAACUUAGCUAGAGGUUUAAAUGUACCAUCACGAAAACUGAAAAUGUACUGAAUAUAGUAUGGAUAUAUUAAAUUAUUCUAUUUUGCAUUUUUUUUAUGUAAGUUACAAUCGUAAGUUGUGAUAUGUAAUUAGAUAAAUGUUGCACAUUGUUGUAUGUUACACUAAUAGUUGUAAAAUACGCGAUUCCUUAGUCUGUGAAUUUUUAUGAUCUAUUUAUUUCAUUUAAUCAUAUAAUUACAAAAUUAUUUAGUCGUCCCCGGACAAUAAAAUGCUAACUGAUCUGAGAUCCGCAGAGUGUACAUCCACUUAUUAUUUUUUUUACACUUCCUUUCUGUUGUUAUUUAAAAAGUUGUUAAAUAAUUAAUACUCGUAUAAUAUAUUCAUAUUUUUGUUAGUGAAUUCUAAAAUUGGUAAAUGGUUGUAUAUAUAUAUAUAUAUAUAUAUAUAUAUAUAUAUAUAUAUAUAUAUAUAUAUAUAUAUAUAUAUAUAUAUAUAUAUAUAUAUAUAAUUCAUUAUUGCUUGAUAAAUAUCUUUGUGAUUCUUCUUUCGUCUAUGCUCUCCAAAUGGCCAAACCAACGCAACAUUCAUAAAGUUGACAUAAUGAAGUUGCAUCACAAGUUGCAAACACAGACACUAUUUGUGUUGUAAUUAAUAGAAUAUAUAUUAUUACACUAAUAAAAUGCGUUUUUGAUUCAGUAAUUUUGAAUUUUUUUUAAAUAAUUUUUACAUAUUCAGAUGUUUUUAAAACUCCAUAAAGUGUCAACAAUCUUCAGUGUCAACACAAUAAUUUUAAUUUCUUUAAUUUAAUUAUAUAUUUUUUUUAUGAAAAAUUGAUAAUAAAUAGUUUGCUGUCCUAUUUCUAAGUAAAUUAAUAACUCGUCAAGCGAUUGUCAAUAAAUGUUGUUUUUUCUAAAAAUUUAGUGACUGCAAUUACCAUUUUAUUAUUCGGGGACACCGGAUUUUUCUGUAAAGAUUAUGACAUGUGGUUAUACGUUUAGUGAGAACAAUAAUGAGUAAUGAUAUGUAUAUAAAUUUAGAGAAAUAUUUCGAAUUUAUGUAUAACAUACGAUAUAGGUAUAUGGGAUGUAUAGAUAUUAUUUUCGUUUGACAGAAUUUUAUAUGUAAUUGUGAAGUUAAGAAGCUGCCUCCUUACAAUCAAAUAUUGUUUAAUUUCAUUAUUAUUAUUUUACAUAAAACCAUACCCACUGCUUCAUACAAUAUGGUUUAUUUUUACUAUUUUAGUACAGAAUACUAAAAAUGUGAUCUCUGGCUGUCACUCACACGUAAGUAAAUAACGUCAGUACAAUGUAAAAUGUAUAUGUGUAUAUAGUGCACUUGCGUUCCUUUUUCAAAAGAUCCUAUUAGAGACAAAGAGAGGAUAUAAGAACAGUUCAAGAGCAACAAGAAUGUCCAUAUUGUAUGAAAUAGUACUAUUACUGUGAUAAGACUAUUUUAGAAUGAAUUCUAUGCUUGUGACAAAAUGUAUGGAAUCAGUACAUUCAUAUGUUUGUUUUCGUGUUAAUAUUUUGUACAAAACAUUACUUCAUUUUUUUUUUAUUUUUAUUGCAUUUUGUCUUUCUUACUAUUCCUACAUUUUAAAUGGAAAAAUUUGUAAAUAUAUUUAUUUGUUACUCAGUCAUGUUUAAAUUUAUGGGAAAUUUGUCAAACAGUUAUAUUUUUAUAUUUACAUGAUACAUUUUUUAUAAGAGUACAAUCUCUAAACAAUGUAACUGUAAAUUUAAAUAAAUUUAGUAAUAAAGUAAUAUAACUGUAAACUUAAAAAAAAUGUCCCUAGUAAAAUAAUAGUAAUGAAAAAGAUAAUGAUAAAAGGAGGGUCUCUUAAUUCUUAAAGAUGAAUUAUGUCUCAAAAUCGUUUUCCAAAAUUCGGCGCGAGGCCGUCGUGCCGUUGAAGAGCGAUUUUAUAUUUUAGUACUUAUUUAAUAAAGUUGUCAAUCCUGUG